Molecule: messenger RNA, 7505 nt
Organism: Podarcis lilfordi (Lilford's wall lizard)
Lineage: Eukaryota; Metazoa; Chordata; Lepidosauria; Squamata; Lacertidae
Source: the annotation of a GenBank genome assembly
AUGAGUACAGGUAGCUGCCCCAGUGGUAACCAUGGCGGUUAUCCUCCAUUUGGAUAUGGGGAUGGGCUAGCUGAAGUCAGGUCUGAUGGAGCUGGGAAUGGAGUUGGCGGGACGGGAGGUGAUCCCGAAGCUUGCGGCAUUGUCUUUUCUUCUACUGAUGGAAAGGCUGUCAUGCAGGACCUCAAUGACCGCUUGGCCAGUUAUAUAGACCAAGUGCGAUGCCUGGAGGCUGAAAAUGCUGAGCUUCAGUCCAAGAUCAGUGAUUUCCAUGCCAAGAACAAGUUGGCUGGGGAAGCGAAGGACUACAGCCACUAUUACCAGCAGAUUGAGGAGCUUCAAAACCAGGUAGGAAUGUCAUCUCUCAGGAACACUCAAAGCAUUCCUGGUGGCCUGCUUUACAUGACAUGAUAAGCCCAACGAUGGCUUGCUGGGGUCAUGUGGAUGUGUGGAUGCCUAGAUAGGGACUUGGAGCCUCUUUGCUUCUCCACAGUCAUUUUUGGUACUGUGCUGAGCUAAGCCAAGGAUUGACUUAGCACAGGCACAGGCUAACUCCAGCCCUCCAGAUGUUUGGUACUAAAAUUCCCAUCAUCCCUGACCACUGGUCCUGUUAGCUAGGGAUGAUGAGACUUGUAGUCCCAAACAUCUGGAAGGCUGGAGUUUGCCUAUGCCUGACUUAGCAUGUUGUACAAACAGGGACUUGUGGCUAAGCUCCACAGGGAUGGCCAAAUCUGUCAAGUUCAGUUUCUCCCUGUUGCUCAUUUUCCCAUUCUUAAUCUCAGUUAUUCACAGUUCUGUAUCAGUCUGUGAUUUAAAUAAACAGAUAAAUAAAUAAAUAAAUAAAUAAAUAAAACACCCUUGUGAAAACCGAGCAGCAUUUUAACCUGAAUUUCUCACAAUAUACACGUUUGUGUGUGUUAUUCUGCCAAAUACACACAUUUUUGUAAAGCAAUUUCUCUGAAAAUAAUGCAUUCUAGUAUGUUAUUUUUAGCAAUAUAUGCAUUUCUGUGGACAUUUGACCCCAGUGUAUGCAUUUUAAGACCCGUCACUUGGCUGGAGAACUGCACUGCAAAGUUCAGAGAGCUGCAAAUUUUGAAGGACGACUGUGCUUUGGUUCUUGUGCUGUUUCAGAAAGCAGAAAUGAGGUAGGCUUGGCUUAAAAAGGGAACCUAAUCAACUUGCUGCCCCAUCCCUUGUCCUCACUAACCACAAGCUGUGGGAAAGAUUUAUCCUUGGCCACAGAUCAUGGUUGGUGAGGACAGUUCUUAACCAUGAAUACUGGUCCGGAUUGAAGGCUAGGCCAAACCAUGGCUUAGCCCAGUAUGGCAUGAGAGCAAAAAGGACUGGGGAGGAACAAAAUGGUUGUUAGCGGCUCUGGGGAAGACCACCCCUUCUUGCUAUCCUGGUGAGCCAUUGAUUGGCUUACCCCAUUGUGUGAACCAGGCCAGUGUGUGCAUUGUAGUUCUUGUGUUGUAGGCAAAGAAAGCCAUCUACCCAAACCAGCUUUUUCAUCAUUCAGCUCUGGGCUUCAUUUUUUGGUCUUUGUAUAGAUCAGGAGAAAUUAACAGAUUCCAUUUCUUUCUCCCAUCCCACCCCAGAUUGUAUGUACAACGGUGGAGAACAACAGUAUAAUUAUCAAGAUUGACAACAAUCACCUGAACGUUGAAGACAUGAAGCACAAGUGAGUUACGCAUCGCUCUGAACGUCUCUUGCCUUUUGAGCCUGAAAUCUUUGUGUCACUAUUAAAUACAUAUUUGCAGAAAACUUGGAUUAGGUUGGGGAAGACGGCUGGAAUGGGUACAUAAACAGGGGAGGUGUGCAGAUGUCUCUAAGACUGUAGACAUCACACUAAUUUAUGUACUUCUGUGCACACUUUACCCAGUCACAUGCAUUUUUGUACAACCUCCUCGGUUGGAGAACUGUGCUGCAAAAUUAAGAGAAAUGUGGUUUUUGAAGGAUGGCUGUGUUUUGGUUCAUGUAUUGCUUCUGAAUUUUGAAGGGCCACUGUGUUCCAAUCCCUGUCUUGUUUUAGAAAGUGCUGAUGGUGCAAACUCACUUUAAAUGAGCAAUGAGUUAAUCUUCUCUCCCAUCCCUGCUCUGGAGAGGGGGUUUUAUUGGAAUUGGGGCAGCGGCAGAAAGACGUGAACUCCCUCUCCUUCUCCACCCCCGUCCGGAGGCUGCUCGGGUUCACCCACCAUCACACUGUUAUUUAUUUAAUAAGAAAUGCAUGUAAAUUGCAUUAAUGCAAUUAGAGUUGCAUCUAGUUUAGCCCUUGCUAAACAAUAGACCCAGGCCUGCUAACUUUGUCAGUAGCCACGGGUCUUUUGCAAUGUCUCAUUUAAUUUAAUGUUAAGAAACUCAGAGGAGGAGCACUAGCUGGGACAGAACAUAAGGAUCCCAAAUUGCUUUUAUCGCUCAAAUCAUACUAAAGCCAGCCUUUAGUCAUUUCCGUUUAUGGCAAACACCUACCAAUUUUAGCGUGCCAUGAAUGAAUCAGGGCUGGGCUUAUCAUGAAAUGCAUAAAGCUAAUUUGUUCAUUCUAGGAUGGGAAUCUUUUCCCAUCCUAUUUUAUUUGUACCCUGCCCAUCUGACUGUGUUGCCCCAGCCACUCUGGCGGCUUCCUGCAUAUACAGAAACAUAAUAAAACAUCAAACAUUAAAAACCUUCCUAUACAGGGCUGCCUUCAGAUGUCUUCUAAAGGCUGUAUAGUUACUUAUCUCCUUGACAUCUGAUGGGAGAGCAUUCCACAGGGCGAGCGCCAUUACCAAGAAGGCCCUCUGCCUGGUUCCCUGUAACUUCACUUCUUGCAGGGAGGGAACCACCAGAAGGCCCUCGGAGCGGGACCUCAUGUCAGGGAACUGCCAUCGGAGCUAGAGGCGGAGGGAAGGCUCCAAAGGGAUGCAGGAGAGGGUCCCAGUAGGGAGAGAGGCAGCCCAUCUGCUGGGGAAGGAAAUCAGUGUAACACCAGUGGAGAAGGGGGGCAGGUGGGGGAAUCGGGGAGCAGGCUCCAAGACUCUUCGCUGGAGACCAGCGGAGAGAGUACGGGUACUCUGCUGCCCACACCCUCCCUGCGCAGAAGACUUCCGCGCAGGGAGAGUAGGAGGAGACUUGGCGUCAAACAACUUUUAUGCUGGAAAAGGUUUAAGAAACGCCCACUGACGGAUUCUGCCAGCGACUGAGACAGUCACGAUGCUGGAGGCUGUUCAGUCAGAAAGGGUUAACCAGGUAACCUAGCCAGGAGUGGCGGCAACUUACGCACGAGCAACCCCUAAACCCGUUACACCUCAGUGUCUGGACUGAGUGAUGGGGGUGGAGAUGCUCCUUCAGGUAUACAGGGUCGAGGCUGUUUAGGCAGUUAAAGUUCAGCACCAACACUUUCAGUUGUGCUCAGAAUUUAGUUUCUCCCAUGCUCUGCACACAGACUUCUCAUGGGCAACUGGUGGGCCACUGUGAGAACAGGAUGCUGGACUUAGAUGGGCCACUGGCCUGAUCCAGCAAGGGCUCUUAUGUUCUUACUGUGUCUCAUUAAACAUAUAGCUCCAGCAUAAAGCAGUGGAGCGUUUCUGUGGGUUUACCUGAAGUACUUCUGUCAGGUGCACAGAUUUUGAAGGCCUGUAAAAACAACAACCCCAGCUUGCCAAGAAAGCCCAGCUAACCCCAUCUCUCAUAAUUUCCCACCAGAAGACGUAUGAGUUUUUAUUCAGCCGGGUCUUGUGUCAAAUUGUCAUUUUACUGGCCUUACUUUGGUGUUUUAUUGUGUUUUCAUAAUAUUUGAUCAUCUGUGUUGUUAUUGUUGUUAGCCCCCUUGAGCAUCUUUUGGUGGAAAUGCAAAUAACAAAUAAGAAACCAACACAUUUUUUAAAAAAUUACUGUUCCCCCCGAUGUCUAGUUGGGACGUGGGUGGCACUGUGGUUUAAACCACAGAGCCUAGGGCUUGCUGAUCAGAAGGUCGGCGGUUCGUAUCCCCGUGACGGGGUGAGCUCCCGUUGUUUGGUCCCAGCUCCUGCCAACCUAGCAGUUUGAAAGCACUUCAAAGUGCAAGUAGAUAAAUAGGUACCAGUCCGGCGGGAAGGUAAACGGCGUUUCCGUGCGCUGCUCUUGUUCGCCAGAAGCUGCUUAGUCAUGCUGGCCACAUGACCCGGAAGCUGUCUGUGGAGAAACGCCACUUAUAGAUCGAGAUGAGCGCCGCAACCCCAGAGUUGUCUGCAACUGGACCUAAUGGUCAGGGGUACCUUUACCUGAUGUCUAGCCUCUGAUUCAGUUGUUGCAUCUGAGCAUGCUCAUACUCAGUAGUGUUAAAAUGGGGAAAGUGUCUUGAGUUUAAUUUUUAGCGGCUGUACUGGCCCUGCAGAAAUAAGCGUGGUUACUAAAUAAAUAGAUUGCAGCUAAGUCUCAGAGCCCUUUCCUUUUUUUGUCAACAUAGGCUUGAUACUGAGUGUGGCCUUUGUGAGAACGUGGAGGCUGACAUUAAUGGCUUAUACCCCGUUUUGGAUCAACUGGCCAGCUGUAAGACUGACAUGGAAGCUGAACUGAAGUCACUGCAAGAAGAACUGUCUGGUCUCAAAAAGAACCACGAAGAGGUACAUGGUUGGCUCAACAAAAUAAGAGCCCCUCGUUUUCAUAAAAACAACGCAUGCAUGAAUUGCGUACUUUAUACAAAAAAUUGGCACAAGCCACUUUUUGACACAAAGUGCCCCCAAACAGAUUACAUUCAUGAUUUCAAACACACACACAAAUUCAAAGAGGAUUGGGCAAGCAAAUUCAUAGAGGAGAGGGCUAUCCAUGGUAACUAGCCAUAAGGUCUAUUCUCUUUCUCCAUGUAGGAAGCUAUGCUUCUGAAUACCAGUUGCUGGAAACUACAGGAGAGGAGAAUUCUCUUGUGCCCUGGUCCAGCCACCUGACUGGCCACUGUGAGAACAGGAUGCUGGACUAGAUGGACCAAUGGCAGGCUCUUUUUAUGUCGUUCCGCAGGAAAGGUUGAACAGUUGAUGCUGUGCGCAGCCAGCCCUUUUAUAAUACGGCAUGUAUAUAAUACGACAUAUAAUAAGGCAUGGUUCUCAUCAAAGUUCUCUUUGCAGGAAUUAAUCUCUUUGCAAAAACUUUGUUCAAGUGAUGUCAACGUGGAAAUCAGUGCCUGUCCCAGUCGAGAUCUGAAGAAAAUCCUGGAGGAGAUAAGAUGCAAGUACGAAGCGACGAUUGACUCAAACCGCAAGGAGGUUGCAGAGUGGUAUGAAGGCAAGGUAAAUAAAUCCAGCCCCUGUAAGGAAGCAAAACUUUAAAAGAAGAAGAAGAAGCCUGAUGGGAAAAGGGCAGGGGCUGCAGGAGUCUCCAGAAUGAUGCUGGUGGUACAAUGCUCUGAAUUGUUUUGUUAUUCACUACUUUUACACCCACACCUUCCCCCAAAGACCGAGUGUAGUUCCUCCCACCUCCUCCAUUGCAUCCUCACAACAAGCCUGUGAGGUAGGUUAGGCUGGGAGAUGGUGGCUGAUUCAAGGUAACCCAGCAAGCUUCAUGACCUUGCAUGGAGAUUGGAACCCAGGUCUCGCCACUGCUCUUCCCUUUGGCUAAUCAAAGAACUGUGCAGCAGUAUAUCCAAAAGUGCAAUGUUAUUCAGGUUGCAAUAACUAGAGCUUCUAAAAAAAGAGGGGGGGGGGGUCAAAGCAUAUACAAUCCUGGCUCAGCAUCUCUAAAAUAGAAAAGAACGUGCUCUUUUCUUUUGUUCUGCCAAAGCCAAUGUUCCGCUCCCCCGCCCCGCAUACUGAAUAGUACAUAAAACCUCUGAAAAUGCUGAUGUUUCAGUCAAUCUGUGUUUCAGCUGGAGGAAGUGAACCAGGAAAUCUGCACCACUAGCAAGGAAGCUGAGGAUGGCAACCAUAAGGCCAUUGAGCUGAAACGUCAGCUGCAGGCCUUAGAGAUUGAUCUCCAAGCCCAGCGCAAUCUGGUAAGGAGAGCGAGUGUGGGAUGCAUCUUAUUGCUCUAUCCUUUUUGCAGCUCAGAGCAACUCACAUGGUGGAGUCAUGGUGGGUCUUCCAUCCUGGGACUAAUCAAGUCCACAAAUCCCUUAGUUUCAAUCAUGCCAUGCCAUGGGGUCCUCUCCAGAUAUUCAGUGGGGACAGAUGCUUGGGUGCACAAGGUGAGAGCGCUCAGUUAACUUAGGUCCAGUAGUGGUUGAUGGGGCAGCAUGAAGCAGAGUGGCAUUGGAACACUGUUGCAAUCAUUAAUACAUAAAAUAAUUAUCUCAGUGAUCGAGCUGGGAUAUAAGGUUUCAGACAGUCCCUAAGCUACCCUAGGUUGUUCAGGGCUUUGUAAAUUAAUGGAAGAGACUUUGAACCUGGCUUGAUACUAGAUGAGGCUUCAGCAAAGGUGUCACAUGAGGGGGGGAAAAGGGUAAAGGUAAAGGACCCCUGGACAGUUAAGUCCAGUCAAAGGCGAUUAUGGGGUUGUGCUGCUCAUCUCGCUUUCAGGCUGAAGGAGCCGGUGUUUGUCCACAGACAGCUUUCCAGGUCGUGUGGCCAGCAUGACUAAACCACUUCUGGUGCAAUGGAGCACCGUGAUGGAAACCAGAGCACACAGAAACACCAUUUAGCUUUCUGCCACAACGGUAUCUAUUUAUCUAGUUGCACUGGUGUGUUUUUGAACUGCUAGGUUGGCAGGAGCUUGGACAGAGCAACAGGAGCUCACCCCGUUGCAGGGGUUCGAACCGCCGACCUUCUGAUCGGCAAGCCCAAGAGGCUUGGUAGUUUAGACCACAGCGCCACCCCCCCACAUGUUGUAGGCCACGUUGAGUAUCAUUGGCAGUCUGUUCCUCAGCAACGGAGCAAUGGAUCCAAACUACAAGAAAGAAGAUUCCACCUAAACAUUAGGAAGAACUUCCUGACAGUAAGAGCUGUUCGACAGUGGAAUUUGCUGCCAAGGAGUGUGGUGGAGUCUCCUUCUUUGGAGGUCUUUAAGCAGAGGCUUGACAACCAUAUGUCAGGAGUGCCCUGAUGGUGUUUCCUGCUUGGCAGGGGGUUGGACUCGAUGGCCCUUGUGGUCUCUUCCAACUCUAUGAUUCUAUGAACUGGCAUUCAGAGGAACAGCACCUUGAUCCUGGGGGUAGUAUACAGACAUCAUGGUUAGUAGCCAUUGACAGACUGAUUUGAUUUAUGUUCACCUAUGUACUUUCUCUCUGGUUUCUGCAUAGCUUCUGGUUCCAAAAGCUUUUCACUCAUGCCCACACAUUUAAGGCACUUAGGAUGAUGCCUCUUGUUCCCUCCUCACCCCUUUAGAGAGACACACUGCAAGUGUCCUUGGCUGAAGGAGAACAUCGCUGCAAUGCUCAACUAGCCGAAAUACAGGAUCGCAUCUCCUGCCUGGAGCAGCAGCAGGCAGAGCAGCGCUUGGAAAUGGAGGGCCAGGACCGGGAAUACAAAGAGCUCCUGGAUGUUAAGAACCGGUUGGAGCAAGAGAUCCAGACAUACCGCAGCCUGCUAGAAAAUGUGCCAGGCGAAGUACAUGCCACACCAUGA